AAAUCUUUCAUUCAAUCAAUUCUGAAGCAUUAUUAGUCACCUAGUCUUGAACUAAUUGAACUCCUCCUGUACAUAUGCCCAAGUAGCUAGUACUGAAUUCAAAGUUACCCCCCAUCCCCAUGGAGGAAGAAAUAUUAUUCCGAGCACCACCUUCAAUCCCAGCUGCAGCUGAUGAUCACCAUCAUCAUCAAUGCAUUAAUAUUCCAUACUUGUUUCAGUCGCCAUUGAUGCAUCCUUCUUCAUCCUCUUCUUCUUCGUCUUCCCUUCUGCAGCACCAACCCCAGCAAGACCAGUCUGGUGAUGAUCAAAUCAUUAAUGCAGGAGGAGAGGUGGUUGACUGGGUUAGCCUCCUGUCUGCAACUAAUAUUAAUUACUCCAAUAUUAACACCUCGCAUGGAGACCAAAGGCCACCAGCAGACUCACCGACUGUGUCGCCAAUAGCAGCACCGGGGGAUAGUAAUAAUAAUAAUAAUAAUAAUAAAGGGGAAUUAGGAGAUGAUCAUCGUCAGGUUAUGAAUGGAGGAGGAGGUAUUACUACUGCAGCAACAGCUGGUAAUAAGGAUAGAAGUUUGAGAAGUGGCAGGGCGAAGAAAGGCAUUCCACCCAGGAUUGCCUUUCACACGAGGAGUGAUGAUGAUGUUCUUGACGAUGGCUACAAAUGGAGGAAGUAUGGCCAGAAAUCUGUGAAGAACAGUGAUCAUCCCAGGAGCUACUAUCGAUGCACGCAUCACACAUGCAAUGUGAAGAAACAAAUCCAGAGGCUCUCGAAGGAAACGAGCAUCGUGGUGACGACGUAUGAAGGCAUUCACAACCAUCCCUGUGAGCAGCUCAUGGAGAGCUUAAGCCCCCUUCUCAAGCAAAUACAGUUCCUCUCCAGAUUCUGAUGACCCAUUCUGCAUACACUACUCACUACUCAUAUGCCCAGGAUCAUGAUAUCCCAAGUGUGCAUAUACAUAUUGCAUUAGUGUCAAUACUUGUUUAUUUGUUUACCUCCUAAUAUUGACUCUUGUAUUGUAUUUAUAAGAUGCAAAGAAAAUAAACACAAGUUUAGAUUC
Messenger RNA from Malania oleifera, 1055 nucleotides. RefSeq names its product WRKY transcription factor 71. Gene Ontology annotation, molecular function: sequence-specific DNA binding; DNA-binding transcription factor activity. The coding region runs from base 120 to 884 and encodes 254 amino acids. The record is from RefSeq and is a predicted model, not a curated record. Gene Ontology annotation, biological process: regulation of DNA-templated transcription. The transcript has 2 exons. Lineage: Eukaryota; Viridiplantae; Streptophyta; Magnoliopsida; Santalales; Ximeniaceae.